AUGGAUGACUUUGCCAAGCUCAAAUUCAUCGACUUGUCUACCUUAUGCGUUUCCAGGAAUAAACACCUGAAGCUUCCCGAGCAAAACUCUGGGCAACUGAAAUUUUUUGAGAAGAACCAGCACUUCUUUGAUGUGCGAGUGUAUGAUGACAUCGCGUGGAACAAUUAUCUCCUAGAAACAAUUAAAUCAAACACCGACGGAGUAGUUAUACUAUUUGACUGCUUUUUAGAAUGGCACAAGAUUCAGCCGAUGUUUCUGAGGGGCUCCCAAUCUAAUCAUUUAUUUGUCGUUUCGGAGUUUACUGCAAUUGAGGAAUUGUCGAACAAACUCUCCAAGUUUGAAGAUAUCUUGCUCAAACUGGAUGUCGAGGCAAGGAAGUUACCACUUAAGGGCAUUGUGCUAACCAAUAUGUCAGUUUAUUACUGGCAAUCAAAAGAUAACGGUAAAAAGACCUGGUUUUCUGUGGUUGACCAAUUGGAACGAUUGCAGGCCAAAUACGGGUGCACGAUUAUACGUGGAAUGUGGGACUUUACCUCUAAAAGGGAAUAA
Molecule: messenger RNA, 549 nt
Organism: Komagataella phaffii GS115
Lineage: Eukaryota; Fungi; Ascomycota; Pichiomycetes; Pichiales; Pichiaceae
Exons: 1
Coding region: 1-549 (182 amino acids)
Biological process (GO): recombinational repair
Cellular component (GO): Shu complex; nucleus
Source: RefSeq, a predicted model, not a curated record